Leptopilina boulardi is the source of this 1209-nucleotide messenger RNA. RefSeq names its product aldo-keto reductase AKR2E4-like. Gene Ontology annotation, cellular component: cytosol. Lineage: Eukaryota; Metazoa; Arthropoda; Insecta; Hymenoptera; Figitidae. The coding region runs from base 147 to 1064 and encodes 305 amino acids. Gene Ontology annotation, molecular function: aldose reductase (NADPH) activity. The transcript is spliced from 6 exons. The record is from RefSeq and is a predicted model, not a curated record.
GACUUGGUCUUGAUAGAACCUCCUUCACCGCCUAUUGCUAAUGUAUUUUAAAAUUCAAUAGUGUAAUUUUUAAUUAAAAAAAAAAUUAUAUUUCUCUUACUUCAAAGCCCCAAAUAUUUUUUUUUUAUUAAAAUAUUUUUAAAAACAUGUCAGUCCCUUUAAUAACAUUGAAUAAUGGAAUAAAAGCACCAGUUCUUGGACUUGGUACCUGGCAGGGUGUUAAUAAUCCAUCGGAAGUUGAAAAUGCAAUUCGACAUGCAAUUAAUAUUGGUUAUCGGCAUUUUGAUUGCGCCGCUGUUUAUGGGAAUGAAAGAGAAAUUGGUAAAGUAGUACGAGAAAAAAUUGCAGAUGGCACUGUAAAGCGGGAAGAUUUAUUUAUCGUUACCAAAGUUUGGAAUGAUGAUCAUAAAGAGCAACAAGUUGUAGAAGCUUGCAAGAGUUCUUUAAAAAAAUUUGGACUAGAUUAUAUCGAUCUCUAUCUAAUUCACUGGCCAAUGUGUGAUUCGAAUGACGUCGAUUACAUUGAAACAUGGCGUGGAAUGGAAAAAUGUAUUGAAUUAAAUUUAACAAAAAGCAUUGGUUUAAGUAAUUUUAAUUCAAUGCAAAUAACAAGAAUUUUGUCAUAUGCAAAAAUUAUGCCAACAAUAAAUCAAAUUGAAUGUCAUGUGAAUUUAAUACAAAAAAAAUUACGUCAAUUUUGUAGUGAAAAAAAUAUUGCAAUUAUUGCAUAUAGUCCAUUUGGUGCGCCAAAUACACCAGGUUCAACGACUGGUUUUAAAUCAUUGGAAAAAUUAAAUUUAGAUGUAAAAAUUAUUUUUGAAUUGGCCAAAAAAUAUAAUAAAACAAAAUUUCAAAUUGCCCUUCGAUAUUUGAUUGAUAUUGGUACAAUCGCAAUUCCAAAAUCAAGUUCCGAAAAAAAUCUCCAGGCAAAUUUUGAUAUUUUUGAUUUUAAAUUGACGUCUGAAGAAAUUGAGGAAAUUGAUAAACUUGAUUGUGGAAAACGAACUUGCCCUGGAGUUCAAUACAAAGGAUUUAAAUAUUAUCCAUUUGACGAUGAAUUUUAAGGCCUAUAUCAAAAUUUGAGGAAAAUUCCAAACAUUUAAAUUUACACUUUACAAAAAUUGAAAUUAAAAAAAAAAUCGUCACAUAUUUUCUUCUAUUUUUAUAAUUUUUUCUCAAGGAUAAUAAAUAAUUUAAUUUAAAAAAAAA